Messenger RNA from Apaloderma vittatum (bar-tailed trogon), 698 nucleotides. RefSeq names its product SID1 transmembrane family member 1-like. The annotation marks the transcript as partial. Lineage: Eukaryota; Metazoa; Chordata; Aves; Trogoniformes; Trogonidae. The transcript has 5 exons. The record is from RefSeq and is a predicted model, not a curated record. Gene Ontology annotation, cellular component: membrane.
ACUUGGGGAUAUUCCGACGGGCAGCAAUGGUGCUGUACACGGACUGUAUCCAGCAGUGCAGUCGACCAAUGUAUAUGGACAGGAUGGUGCUGCUCAUUGUUGGAAACCUGGUCAACUGGUCCUUUGCUAUCUUUGGGCUGGUGUAUCGGCCCAGAGACUUCGCCUCCUACAUAUUGGGGAUCUUUAUCUGUAACCUGUUGCUGUAUCUGGCUUUCUACAUCAUCAUGAAGCUCCGCAGCAAUGAGAAGCUUCUGCCCAUCCCUCUGUUCUGCAUUGUGGCCACUGCAGUGGUGUGGGCAUCUGCCCUCUACUUCUUCUUCCAGAACCUCAGCAGCUGGGAGGAAACUCCAGCAGAGUCCCGGGAAAAGAACCGGCCAUGCAUCCUGCUGGGUUUCUUUGAUGACCAUGAUGUCUGGCACUUCCUCUCUGCGGCUGCCUUGUUCUUCUCCUUUCUGGUGAGUCCUCUGCUGUAUGGCCUCACCUUCUCUUCCUUCUUGACCCUCUCUAGCUGCAUGGAGCUGUGGCUGCUCAAGGACCCCACAGAAAUGCCCCACCUCCUCUGCUUGGCUCUGCCUCCAGACAUCCUUUGCAGCUGGGUGCUCCUUGCCAGUGUUUCAGGGAUCAGGCUUUCUCCUUUGUCGCUCCCUGUGCAUCCUAGCCUUGAAUUCCCUCUGGGGCUGUGGGUCACACAGUUGUAG